CACACUUCACCUGGCACUUACACACUCACACACACAUCUUCGUGCAGAGAGCUGAAGCUCAGCUCAGUCCCAGUCCUGUGCCUCUCGAGCGAGGUGCCUGCCGGUGGUCGGACUGUCGCCUGAAGCGAAGAGGCCGAGCCGUCGUUGAUUCAGUUUUAAAGCCCAGUCGCUUUCUCUGAAGCUCCGAUUCGUCAGCCGAGGGAAACGAGGGGGAGAGGAGAAGUGGAAGAAGAAGAAGAGGAGUAGUGAUGGCUAUGACCGACAUUGCAGAGGAUGACCUGGAUGAGCUGAUGCGUGAGGAAGCGGAGGAUGUCUUCUACGAGGACGGUGUGUCGUCCCGCGUCCCGGAGAUCAUGGCGGCCGGCACCCACUCCCCCGGAGGACCCAAUGGUAUAAUCCGGAGUCAGUCCUUCGCCGGCUUCAGCACGCUACAGGAGCGACGCUCUCGCUGUAACUCCUUCAUGGGGAACUCGGCGGUGCAGAAGAAGCCUCAGUCCAAGCCAAAGAAGCCCCACCUGUCAGGACACAAAGGAGGCAGCAGCUCCAGAGAGCCGCAGCCCAAAAGGCUGGAGGAGGUUUACACUGCACUCAAACAAGGCCUAGAUGAGUAUCUUGAAGUCCAUCAAACGGAGCUGGACAAACUCAUGUCGCUGAUGAAGGACAUGAAGAGGAACUCUCGCCUGGGAGUGCUGUACGAUCUUGACAAGCAAAUCAAAACCAUUGAGCGGUACAUGAGACGUCUGGAGUUUCACAUGAGCAAGGUGGACGAGCUGUACGAGGCCUUCUGCAUCCAGAGCCGUCUGAGGGAAGGUGCCAGCCGGAUGAAGCAGGCCUUCUCCUCCUCCCCUUCCACGAAAGGCACCAAGGAGAGCAUCGCAGAGGUCAACCGCCGCUAUAAGGAAUACACUGAGAACAUGGCCACGUUCGAGAGCGAACUGGAGAACCUGCUCGGAGAGUUUCACAUCAAAAUGAAAGGUUUGGCAGGCUUUGCCAGGCUCUGUCCUGGAGACCAGUAUGAGAUCUUCAUGCGGUACGGUCGCCAGCGGUGGAAGUUGAAGGGAAGGAUUGAAGUGAACUCCAGACAGAGCUGGGAUGGAGAUGAGAUGGUCUUCAUGCCUCUCAUCACUGAUCUUAUCAACAUCAAGGUGACGGAGCUGAAGGGCCUGGCCACCCACAUGCUGGUGGGCAGCGUGAUCUGCGAGACCAAGGAGCUGUUUACCGCCAUGCCUCAGGUAGUGGCUGUGGACGUGAACGACCUGGGGACCAUCAAACUCAACCUGGAGGUCACGUGGUACCCCUUCGAUGUCGAGGACCUGACUCUGUCGUCUGGCAACGUGAGCAAAGCCACGGCGCUCCAGAGACGAGUGUCGGUCUACAGCCAGGGCACGCCGGAGACCCCCACCUUCCAGGACACCUCCUUCUUUUCCACUUUACCAGACGAUGUCUUUGAGAACGGCGGCUGCGGCGUGGCCGAGUGCAAACGUCUCUCCUUCACCUUCUCCGACACCUCUGGUUCCACGCCCAGCCCCAGCCCCGCCCCGAGCUCCCACUCCCCGGGCCAGUCCAACCCUGAGAUCACAGUCACUCCUCCGGAGACAGACCUGUCACCUGCACAAAUCCUCCCAACAAGGGAGGACUCUAUCGCAGAGGAGCAUUUAAUGGAGGAAGAGGAGGAGGAGUAUGAAGAGGAUGGGGAGACGGGUAGUAGAGGAAGCAGGGCCACCAGUGCCAGCCUCGCCAGCGAUGAAGCCGAGGUAGCAGAGGACUCUGAGUGGGAGCGCACAGAGUCCCAGAGAAAUUCUAGCUCCAACUGCGGUUCAGCUGUCCUGUCCCUCUGCUCUGACGGCCACCUGUCCACAGUGGCUCCAGAGGAUGUUUUCUUAGACCACGCUGAUGAACUGAAACCUGUGGAACUGGACACAGAGGAGGCGGGCAGCCUGACGAGGCAGCUCGUGAAGAGGCUGACUUCUUCGGAAAUUGUGCCGCCGAGUGGGAGCUCUACGGAGGGCGGAGGAAGCCUGAGCUGGGCAGGAGAGGGAAGCAGGGCUUUCCUGGAGAGCAGCCUGGAGGAGGCCAUCCACAGCCUGCUGCUGAAGCUGGAGUCACUGACUCACCGCUGCCGGGAGCUGCAGGACCUGGAGCAGGAAGUGAUGCGUCUGGAGGACCUGCUCAAGUGUCGCCUCCCGGGUCACAGGAGCCGGUCGUCCAGCCUCAGUCUGACGGUGGAGAGUGCCCUGGAGAGCUUCGACUUCCUCAACACCUCUGACUUCGAUGAUGAGGAUACUGGAGAUGAUAACACCGUUCUCACUAUCCCGCAGAGGUCUCCGCUUUUCGACACAGACGGAGAGAGGAUCGGGGUUCAGCAUCCAGAAGCCAGAGGGCACCUGAGUGAAGCCCUGACAGAGGACACCGGGGUGGGCAACAGCGUGGCAGGAAGCCCCCUCCCUCUCACCACUGGAAACGAGAACCUGGACGUGGCUAUUGUCAUCCACCUGCAGUACUGUAAUCACCUUAUACAGCUGUUGACCAGCGGGGUGGGUGUGUGGCAGCGUCGCAGUCUUCUCUUCAAACUGUCUGCACAGACUGAGCUGCUGGAAGAGCUAGCAGAGAUCAGUGUGGACAGACUGGGCACCAUUACAUCUGCCGCUGAUGUCCUGCCGGGCCUCGCAGAGCGCCCGCAGCUGAUGACUCUGUGGUCAGAGUGCAGCGGGUCUGCUGGACUUUUCCACACCACACUGGACAGAGUGUUCAAACACAUGAACCAGCGCUACACCGCAGUGCUGCAGGAAGGACACCCACACAGCGCCGACACAGUGGUCGGGGUCGUCGUGGGCGAGAUGGUGGACAGGAGCGAUCUGGUGGCGGCUGCGCUCUCCCAGGAUGUCCUGACUGUGUUUCAGUUCCACAGCUACAUCUUACAGCAUGAAGUGCAGGACAUGGAGACACACCUGCUGCACCUGGCCAGAGAGGAUGUGUUUGCAGAGACUCUGUUCAGUGGGGAUUAUUCUCGGUGUCUAGCAGAGCUGGACGAGGUGCCUGUGGCAUCCCUGUGGCCUAAAAGCAGCACCCUGAGGGCCCUGGCCUCCCUGCUCACUGCAGAGGACCCUGAGGUCAACAAGGCGGCAGCCGACUACCUCUCCUCUGGAGCGUCACGCAGCCACUUCCGGACCAGAGCAGUGGAGUGCUACACCCAGGCGCUGUCAGAGGCAGGAGGCCAGAGCCAGAGGGCGGCCUGUUCAGCUCUCAGCUGUCUGCAGGCAGUAGAGAGUAUCAGGGCGGUCGUGGCACUGUGUGAUUCAGCCGAUGAAGAGCUUCGCCACGUCGCCAUAGAAACCCUGCUCACAUUUGGUGAGGAGGGGCGGCUGGCGUACGAGCAGCUGGACACGGUGCCGGGGGAGAUGAUCCGUCUGGGGACGCGGCGAGGAAACGCCGUCACCACUGCCUUCUGAGCCGCCGUGCCACCGACAACAUCACAAACGACAUCUCAGCCCGGACCUCCGAGGACAGCGCUGCCCCUCAGCUUCGCCCCACACUGCACACCUCACAGGGCUGAUAAUGACUGAUCACUUUAUUGAUCUGCUUCAUGGCACAGACUAAAGGAUCUCCACAUUAGAUCAAUGUUUUUACUGAUACUGCCGCCUAAAAGGAACUAGCACCAAACAAACCCUCUUAACCACAAAGACACACAACCUGUACCCCUCCUGCACACACAUACACACUUACACUCCUAGUCCUGAACCACCUCCACCGUCAGAACCCGAACCCUCCCUUCCUCUCCCUGCUUUCUGAGCCAGGCGGACCGGUCACGUUGAGUCUAACUGGAGAAUUUGACUGGACACAAAGCCGCUGAAAGCCGCUCCAAAGACUGUGGAUACUGCAAAUCGAGCAAUGCAUCUUCACAUAGCCUCUGUCAACAAGCUACCCACCACUGCACACAACACCCGUAUCACCUGCUCACUGGUUAAUUAUCAUCUUGAUUGUUACAGAGUCAGUUGUGUCACGCAAUAUACUAACUAUGAUCUUUGUGUAAUCUCUGUUUAUCACAUGUUUUAGUUGGUGGUUUUGCAUUAGAAAUGUUUUCUGGUGCUUUCGGGAAGAUUUGCACUGUUGUACGGCUUGUAAAUAUGGCAUAUUUUACACAGCUGGUGUAAUAUAUGUGCUUGUAUUUAAAAUAUAUUUUUAAGUUCCGUUUUCUAGUACGUUCCAUUUUGAGUUUCAGGGAUUCUUGUAUGGUUGAGAGAUGUGUGUUUUGCGGCACGGAGGACCAUUAAUGAGUUGAGAAUGGCGUCUAAGAGGAAGUUGUGUUGCGGUUUAAAAACUCCAGUCUAACAGCAGUUUACGGCCUCGAACAGAUUUCGACCUCAGCCUUCUACCAGUGGAGGAAAAAGUGAAGGGCAGAGGUGAAGCGGGUCAGCACAGUGCACAAGGUUCACUCACUCAGUUUAAAUCGCAGUUUUCUCAUACUUGCAGUUGAACAAGUGCAAUUUUUCUGUACAUACGUGACUGUUUUUGCACCCAGCUGACAUGAGAGGACAUUUGAUAAAGUCAGCUUUGACCAUUUGAGCCUUGAUAUGGUCGAGUUCCACAAAUACACUCUUUUGUUAAUGUAUUUUUCCUACCAGGUACGAAGCCAGACGAGGGCAAUAAACGUGGUUUAGGAUCGCGAUCGUGCACUUUCUCCAAUAACUGUACAUAGAGGAGGAUCCUUUGGACUGAGUCAAGGUGUAGCCUCAGAUUUGGCUAACUGCACAUCCAUACAGCAUGUGAGCUAAUAGAUUAGAAAUUAAGCUUUUUUUUUCUAUAAGAAGCUGCAGAAUGAAGUGUUCUGUUCGGUAUGUCUUGGGUCUGUUUUACUUCCCUGCAUCUUAGCUGUAAUGUGGGAAAACUGGCCCAAGAUAAGCGCCCAAUUACAACUUUUCUCACUGUAACUGUACUACUGAGUCUUGUGCUAGCGCACAGUGACACAACUCACAUUUGUUCACACAUCUUAUUUAUUAUUUACUCCUUGUAAUUCCAAUAUUCUUUGGAGUUAUACUGUUAUAGUGCAGAUGGCAUCGUUAUGUAAAUGAAUUGUGUAUUUAUGUUCUACUUUGGAGCAGGUCUAGUAUUUGAAAUAUUGUUUAUCGUUUAAAUAGGCCUCCAUGCUAUCACCAUACAAAUGAUCUCAUGCUUAACUUUAAUUGGAGUUUAUUUUGAAUGAAUUAUAUUCGAUAAAUUAUUAUUUUGGAGAAGAUUAAGAUUUGCUAAUAGUCUAAUAGUAUUAUAGAUUUCUUUUCCCUAAAAGGUCCCAGACAUAAUGGGACAUUAUAUAUUAGAAAUGUUACUUUAUUACCUAACAUUUACUGUAACCAAAGGAAAACUUAAUUUUAAAAUGAUCUUUUAAUAAGAGCUCAUAAUUCAUUGAGGAGAAUGUAUUUUCAAAACAUUUACAUUUUGGCCAGAAUACUCAGACUUAUGUUUAGAAGCACAACUUAAAAAUAAGACAAACCCAUAAUAUAUGAAUCUUGUCAUUUGGUUCUAACUGCACAGUCCAAAAGCCAUAUUGAUUAAAAACAAGUGGUAAUAUUUUUAUGAAAUGUAUUUUUUUCUUUUGUAUUAUAAUCUGUAAAUGUGUGAAGUUGCUACUAAAACCUGAAGAUGGUGGGUUUUUUUUUUUUCUAUACAUCCUUUUGCAAAACAUGGUCCAUAUUUUAGGUAACAGUUAUGUUUAUUUCUUCCCUGAUGUGAAUAACAUUACAGUAUUUGGUAAAGUAUCUUAAUUCACCCGCUGAUCCAGUGUUGGAUCAUUUUUGUUUUGUUUUGUUUUUUUGGAGUGAGCUGCUUUCUUUUUACAAACUUGCAGUUGACCAGUGUUAAGUCAAGUUGAUUCAUAGGCUGUUGAAUUCCUAAUCACCACAAACUACGAGUUGUCAAAAAUGUGCACAAUUAUCUAGAGAGUGGUUUUAAGAAUAACUUGGUACACUUAGCUGGAAUUGAUCUUUAUCCAUCUCUGUGGUCAAUAGCUUCCGUACUGAUCCAUUUAGUUGCAUACUACUCUUCUCCAUUGUCAGUAUUUCCUCUGCUCAUCAAAAGUUGCAAUAAAGUUUAUUUUUGCA
Chelmon rostratus (copperband butterflyfish) is the source of this 6095-nucleotide messenger RNA. It is a transcript of the gene ripor2, whose product is annotated as RHO family interacting cell polarization regulator 2. NCBI's taxonomy places the organism in Eukaryota, Metazoa, Chordata, Actinopteri, Chaetodontiformes, Chaetodontidae. The transcript has 22 exons. Bases 249 to 3449 code for a protein of 1066 amino acids. The record is from RefSeq and is a predicted model, not a curated record.